Molecule: messenger RNA, 1826 nt
Organism: Eucalyptus grandis
Lineage: Eukaryota; Viridiplantae; Streptophyta; Magnoliopsida; Myrtales; Myrtaceae
Product: protein trichome birefringence-like 12
Exons: 4
Coding region: 83-1318 (411 amino acids)
Cellular component (GO): Golgi apparatus
Molecular function (GO): O-acetyltransferase activity
Source: RefSeq, a predicted model, not a curated record
UGGAUCUUCUCCUACUUGCUGUUCCAUAUCUCUCUCUCCCUCUCUCUGAGUGAUCUGAGGGGAAUUCAGGGAGAGAUCUGACAUGCCUUCGCCCGAUGCUGCCAAGAAAAGGGAAGCGCCCUCUCUCAAGUCGCCUUCCUCGCUCUUCCCGUACGCCGUCUUCCUAACCCUAAUCAUCAUCUUCCUCUCCUCCACUUUCCUCACUUCCCCUGCCUCCCCUCCUCCUCCCCCUCCCAAAGAGAAGGUCUCCCGAUCCUGCAACCUCUUCGACGGCCGAUGGGUCCGCGACCCGGAAACCCGGAAACCCAUGUACGACGAGACGUGCCCGUUCCACCGGAACGCCUGGAACUGCUUGAGAAACCAGCGAGAGCACAUGGUCACGAUCAAUUCUUGGAGAUGGGUCCCCAAAGGUUGCAGCUUGGACCGGAUCGACCCGGUUCGGUUCCUGGGUCUGAUGAGGAACAAGAACAUUGGGUUCGUGGGGGACUCUUUGAACGAGAACUUCUUGGUUUCGUUCCUUUGUAUACUGAGGGCGGCCGAUGCGGGUGCCAAGAAGUGGAAGAGGAAAGGGGCGUGGAGAGGGGCUCAUUUUCCCAAGUUUAAUGUCACGGUUGCUUACCACAGAGCGGUGCUAUUGGCUAAAUACGAGUGGCAGCCGAAAGAGCCCACUCUGGCUGAAGGACAAGGAUCAAAAGGUUUUUAUCGAGUAGAUGUGGACAUACCUGCUGAUGAUUGGGCCCACAUCAAUGACUUCUAUGAUGUCCUUGUUUUCAAUACUGGUCACUGGUGGGGUUCUGAUAAGUUCCCGGAAGAGACACCUCUAGUCUUUUAUCAGGCUGGACGCCCCAUCUUCCCACCACUCAAGAUGUUGGAUGGACUCAGAGUUGUUCUUGAGAAUAUGGUUUUGCAUAUACAAAGGAAAAUCCCCAAUAAGACCCUCAAGUUCUGGCGGUUACAGUCGCCGAGGCAUUUUCACGGUGGAGACUGGAAUCAGAAUGGCAGUUGUCUGUUCAAUGAGCCACUCCUGGAUUCUCAGCUUGAUAUGUGGUUUGAUCCCAGCAACAAUGGGGUGAAUAAAGAAGCAAGACUGCUGAAUGAUCUGAUCAAAGGCAUACUGCAAGGAUCGGAUAUUCAGUUGCUGGAUUUGACACAUUUGAGUGAAUACAGAGCUGAUGCCCAUCCAGCAAUUUGGUUGGGAAAGAAGGACGCAGUAGCUGUUUGGGGCCAAGAUUGCAUGCACUGGUGCUUACCAGGUGUGCCCGAUACAUGGGCCGAUAUUUUGUCCCAACUAAUCCGUCAUGGCUUGGAGAGACAGUGACGAACUAGGAAGCAUCAUGCAAUGGUGACUGUUGAAGAUGGCGAUGAAGCUAGCUGGUUGAAUUUUGAGAAGGCGUUUCACACCUAAUCAUGUGAAACUAUCUUUGAAAUUCUUAAAUUAUUUGCUGGUAGACUUGCAGCUGCUCCAUGACUUGUGACGAACUCGGAACUGACGAUUUUAAAGUGAAGCGUCUGCUUCAUGGCUAGCAACAAGCUUUACCAGUCAACCAUCGAGACACUUCAAUCACAACAUGUUAGGAACCCGAAUCCAAGGGUCUCCAUUGUCGCCGGUGUGCUUGCCUUAACCAUGGCGGUCAUUUUUUAAAGCUUAUGGCUCAUAGAUCUCAAGUUUGUUCUUCCUUGUAGAUGAGCUAUUCUCUUUCUUGUUUUAGUGGGGAGGUGGGUGAAGAAAAGGGGACAUAUCCAGGUUGGUCUCUCUGACACGACCAUUGUGUAAAGACGACAUUUGAAUUAAGAAAUAGAUGAGCAUAGUUUAUUCUUUCGUUCAA